ACUAGUAGCAGAGCGAGUGACACCUGUUGUGUUCUCCUUUCGUGUUGGGUCUCGUCCUCAUCUUUUCUUUUGAGAGGAGAAUCGGUCACUCUUUUCAGAAAUCUUUUCCCCCUUUUUUCCCCCAUUGAUUCCCCGAAAAUGUUCAUCGAGAGCUUUAAGGUUGAGAGCCCCAAUGUCCAGUACGCUGACGGGGAGAUUCACUCCGUCUACAGCUAUGAAACCACUGAGCUUGUUCAUGAGAACAGGAAUGGCGCUUACCAGUGGGUUGUCAAGCCCAAGACUGUCAAAUAUGAAUUCAAAACUGAUACCCAUGUCCCCAAACUUGGGGUUAUGCUGGUCGGUUGGGGAGGAAACAAUGGGGCGACCCUGACUGGUGGUGUCAUUGCUAACCGAGAGGGGAUUUCGUGGGCUACCAAGGAUAAGGUGCAGCAAGCCAAUUACUUUGGUUCCCUCACCCAAGCUUCUUCAAUCAGAGUUGGGUCUUUCAAUGGAGAAGAGAUCUAUGCCCCUUUCAAGAGCCUUCUCCCCAUGGUGAACCCAGAUGAUGUUGUGUUUGGGGGAUGGGACAUUAGCAGCAUGAACCUUGCAGACGCCAUGGCAAGAGCCAAGGUUUUUGAUAUUGAUCUUCAAAAGCAGCUGAGGCCCUACAUGGAGUCCAUGGUCCCUCUCCCUGGAAUCUUUGAUCCAGAUUUCAUUGCUGCCAACCAAGGCUCACGUGCCAACAACGUGAUCAAAGGAACCAAGAAACAACAAGUUGAACAGGUCAUCAAGGACAUCAAGGAGUUUAAGGAGAAGAGCAAGGUAGACAAGGUUGUUGUCCUGUGGACUGCCAACACAGAGAGAUACAGUAAUGUGGUUGUUGGGCUUAAUGAUACUGUGGAAAACCUCUUGGCUGCUUUGGACAGAAAUGAGGCUGAGAUCUCUCCCUCUACCCUCUAUGCCAUAGCCUGUGUUAUGGAGAAUGUUCCUUUCAUCAAUGGCAGCCCACAGAACACUUUUGUCCCAGGGCUCAUUGAUUUGGCCAUCAGGAGGAACAGUUUGAUUGGUGGAGAUGACUUCAAGAGUGGUCAGACCAAGAUGAAAUCAGUCCUGGUUGAUUUCCUAGUUGGAGCUGGUAUCAAGCCAACAUCCAUUGUCAGCUACAACCAUUUGGGCAACAAUGAUGGCAUGAACCUAUCUGCCCCUCAAACUUUCCGCUCCAAGGAGAUCUCGAAAAGCAAUGUUGUUGAUGACAUGGUGGCUAGCAAUGGCAUCCUCUAUGAACCCGGUGAACAUCCUGACCAUGUUGUCGUGAUCAAGUACGUGCCAUACGUGGGAGACAGCAAGCGUGCAAUGGAUGAGUACACAUCCGAGAUUUUCAUGGGCGGCAAGAGCACCAUAGUUCUUCACAACACUUGUGAGGAUUCACUCCUCGCAGCUCCCAUCAUCUUGGAUUUGGUCCUCCUCGCUGAGCUCAGCACCCGCAUCCAGCUCAAAUCCGAGGAAGAGGCAAAGUUCCACUCUUUCCACCCCGUGGCUACGAUUCUCAGUUACCUCACCAAAGCUCCUUUGGUACCACCAGGCACGCCAGUGGUGAAUGCGCUGUCGAAGCAGCGUGCAAUGCUGGAGAACAUAAUGAGGGCUUGUGUCGGGCUGGCGCCAGAGAACAACAUGAUCUUAGAGUACAAGUGAAAGUCUCUGAAAGUUGUGAAGUGUAGAUAGGGAAGAAUGAGAGUUUACUUCCCUUUGUUUUUAGUUUUGUCUACUCUUUUUCUUAGUAGAACAACCUUGUCAUGUGUGUUCAUGCUUUUAAGUGUACUAUUCUGGGAGUCCAAGGCAGAGGUUUUCUGUCUUUAAUCAUAUUCAGGCUCUCUGUUAGUUUGUGUAAACAAUUGUUGCUUUAGCUCAUUUUGAGAGCAGGCAACCCUUUUAAUAUUGGAAAAUAGUACGGAGUAAAUAUAUUUUUAAAUA
Ipomoea nil (Japanese morning glory) is the source of this 1950-nucleotide messenger RNA. RefSeq names its product inositol-3-phosphate synthase. The coding region runs from base 139 to 1671 and encodes 510 amino acids. Gene Ontology annotation, molecular function: inositol-3-phosphate synthase activity. Gene Ontology annotation, cellular component: cytoplasm. NCBI's taxonomy places the organism in Eukaryota, Viridiplantae, Streptophyta, Magnoliopsida, Solanales, Convolvulaceae. The record is from RefSeq and is a predicted model, not a curated record. The transcript is spliced from 9 exons. Gene Ontology annotation, biological process: inositol biosynthetic process; phospholipid biosynthetic process.